CGUGUGUGUGUGUGUGUGUGUGUGUAUGUGCGCGCGCGAGUGUGUGUGUGUGUGCUCUGCUGUUGCUGCCCUUUGAUCCCUGCAUUAGUGUUAGUUAGGGGCUCGGAGACACACACUUACAGAGAGCAGCCAUAGUCAAGACACGGCAACAACAACAGCACCUCCUCCUCUACUCUUCCCUGUUCCCAACAAUACACUUAACCGAGGACAGCCAGGUGCACGACAAGUCCCUGCCAUCAGGCUCCCUCGCGACAUUUCAAUGGAAAAAGACCUUUUUUCUUCUUAUCCCUAAACAAGAAGGAGAAUGUGAUAAAAGGGGGAAAAUGCCAAGGAGGAAACAGGAGCAACCCAAGCGCCUGCCUUCACAUGUGGACACGGUAGAGGAUGGAGGGCCAGAGGGUGGCUCAGUAGAAGAGGACAGCUGGUUUGGGAAUACCUCCGACAGCCCCUCCGAAUCGUCCUACGGUGAUGUGCAAGAUGAGCUGCGGGUUUCCCCUGACAAUGUUCCCCGACCAGACCACGACACCUCAGCCGAGAGCUCCCUGGGCUGCCCAACGCCAGGUCAGCGGGCUUCCCUGGAGCUGCUGGGGCUGGACAGUGGGGUCCUCUCGACCCAGGACAUGCUGUCCUCUGAGGUGUCCUCUCUGUACGGAGACUCCAGCCAGGCCCUGGGCAAACCCCUCAGCAGCAACUUACGCCGUCUCCUGGAGGCUGGCUCGCUGAAGCUGGAGGGAGGUGACAUGACCGGGCGUGGAAUGGGCAGAGGACAGGAGUCGCCCCCGGUCAGCUUGGUACUAUCUCCAUCUUUGCAUCACGCACAGCAGCUGAGUGCCCUGGCGAGGAGGUUGGCUAAUAGCAGCAGCAACAACAGCUGCAACUCGAACUCUGCAUCACCUGCGUCUGUAGCAACUGUCAAGCAGGAGCCCUGUGACCUAUAUGGCCCCAGCAAUGGCCCUAACUCAGGUAGCAGUGGCUUCGUAUGGGUAGGCGUUGCGGAUAAAUGGCCAUCGACAAGUUGCUCGGCUCCCAGCGGCAGCAGCCUAUCACCAGACUCGGCUAUCCAGAAGUUAAAAGCAGCCGCCAACGCCGUGCUCCAAGACAAGAACGCGGUGGCCUCCUCCACCUCGGCAUCCUCAUCCUCCUCUUCCUCCUCCUCGUCCACUUCAGUCACCUCCUCCUCAAUGGCAGCCUUGGGCACUCGAUCUGAUGACGCUGUGCGCUUUGAACCGUUCUCUUCACCCUUCAGUCCGCAGUCAGCCAGCUCCACGCUUGCUGCCCUCUCAAAGAAAGUGUCUGAAAGAAGUCAGCAGCAGGUGGGCUCAUCUGAGCAUCAACCCUCAGCUGGCUCCUUUCUCUCUCUGGUUUCCAUGACCUCCUCAGCAGCUCUGCUAAAGGAGGUGGCUGCACGAGCAGCAGGAAACCUUCUAGCUGAUAAGAAAGAGCCGGCAUUAGUACUGGGAGCCUCCGAAGAUGUCAAGCCCCUGUUAGACAGGAACCAGAAGGUGCCCACACCAACCCAGGCCAUGGAUCUCCUGCUGCCAACAAUCCCCAAGGGAAGGGCCAAGCCCAGCAGUCAAGCAGGUUCUCCUGAGGAUGGAGGGAAGCCCUUUCAGUGUCCAGUGUGCGGUCUGGUCAUCAAGAGAAAGAGCUACUGGAAGAGACAUAUGGUGAUCCACACAGGCUUAAAAAGUCACCAGUGUCCCCUCUGUCCCUUUCGUUGUGCUCGUAAAGACAAUCUCAAGUCCCACAUGAAGGUCCAUCAGCACCAAGACAGAGGAGAGACUUUCCAGUGUGAGCUCUGCCCCUUCACAUCAUCCCGCCACUUUAGCCUCAAGCUGCACAUGCGUUGCCAUCAGCACUUCCCCCGUUCCGACCUCAAAGUCAAGGAAGAACCUGGCACAGACACCGAGGAGGGCGAGGGCUUGCUCAUGGGGGACAGUGGAGUCGCUGGUGAUCAGGUCAUGAACACAGAUGCUUCCACGUCUCCUACUGUGAGCCAACCCGACGGUCGUUUGCUGGCCUCCCCUACAGAACCCUCGAACCACGUCCAGAUCAAGGAGGAACCCCAGGAGAGGGAUGUGUCUGUGAUGUCUCCCUUUGCCCUGUGUAGGGAGCGACCCAGCAGCAGCAGCUCCCUGGAUCUGCCUGGGCUCAAAUCCAGUCCACCGGGUCCUGGGCCUACAGCUGCUUCGCUCUUCAGCCCAGAUAUCACCACCAAGACGGCUACAGACCUCCUCAUGAAGCUCUCAGCAGCGAACCAGAAGGAGGCCCUAAAGGGUACAUUCUGUGUCAAAGAGGAGCCCCAGGCGGAAGAGCCCCUGAGCUCUCAGAGGGGACCAAGCUAUACCUUCUGCCAAGAAGGACCCCCAGGUUCCACCAAGCCAAGAAAGGAGGGGAGCCCAAUGUUGGGCAAGAGCAGCCUACUCAGCCAGGAUAUCAACGUCAAAGUGGCCUCUGAACUGCUUAUGAAGCUAUCAGAGAAUAACAAAGAAGCUUGCCACCAGAACAUCAUAGUGAAGGCGGAGCCUAUGGAAGUGGACCCGCACCUAGAAUUGGCCCCUCCCUCCUCUCAUCUACUGGGCUUCAGCACUUCAGGGGGAUGUGAGAAGAAGGAACCAAUGGUUAACCUCCGAGAUCCUUUGCCCCGCCCCCAAAAUGACCUCUUCUCCCAGGACAUAUCAGUCAAAAUGGCCUCUGAGCUGCUUUUCAAACUGUCUGAAAAAGUAAGUAAAGCUAAUGAAAGCAAAGACAAUGCAUCAUUCGGCAUACACAGCCCUUUCUUAGACGACCGCUUUAGACAAUCACCUUUCAGCACGCGCUCCAAGAGCUCUUCCCCAGCUGAAGCCGGAUCUUCAAGCAGGGUCACCCAACAAGAUCCAGAGAAGGUGAGAAGUGACCCAGGAAAUGGACUCGCCCAAUGGAGACUCAACGAACAGCUCUUUCCCUGUCCUGUUUGUGGCAAAGUGUUUGGUCGCCAACAGACUCUCUCCAGACAUCUCUCUUUACACACAGAAGAAAGGAAGUAUAAGUGUCAUUUAUGUCCGUACGCGGCUAAGUGCCGAGCCAACCUCAACCAGCACCUCACCAUCCACUCGGUCAAACUGGUGAACACAGACACCGAGCAGAUCGCUACCGCUGUUACCAACGAAGGCCCAGAGCUCAAAAACUGCCCCUACUACUACAGCUGCCACGUCUGCGGCUUUCAGACAGAGUUGAACGCUCAGUUUGUCAGUCAUAUGUCUCUUCAUGUAGACAAAGAGCAGUGGAUGUUCUCGCUCUGCUGUAGCACCUGUGAGUAUGUGGGUGUGGACGAGGCCGAGAUGAAAGCUCACAUCAGUGCAGGGCAUGCAGGUCUCAAUUCCAGAAGCCCUCUCAGUGAGACCAAGAGCACUUCCUCCUCUCUCUCAGCCCUUAGUGACUCCCUCAACAGCUCUGAAGGUGGAGAUGUUGCCCAAGGUAAUGAAGAACUAAAAUGCCUUUUGGCCCCGCCUUCUUCUGCGGGCAGUCAAUCAAGCUUAGGCCCAGGAACAGAGGAAAAAGCAGAGAAAGGCUUUGAAUGUGUCUUCUGCAACUUUGUGUGUAAAACUCGACCUAUGUACGAGCGUCACCUACAGAUCCACCUGAUCACGCGCAUGUUCGAGUGCAACGUCUGCCACAAGUUCAUGAAGACACCUGAGCAGCUCCUGGAGCACAAGAAGUGCCACACCGUCCCCGCUGGAGGGCUCAAGUGCCCUCUCUGCAUCUACUCCACCAACAGGCCAGCCGCCAUGGAAGGCCACCUGAAGACGCACUACAAGAUGGAGUAUCGCUGCCGCAUCUGCCAAGCCGUGUGGGCCAAUCAGGCAGAGCUGGAAAGGCACACACGUGCUCACCGCCUGGGCAACCACUACAAGUGCGAGCAAUGCGGCUACCUCUCCAAAACAGCCAAUAAGCUCAUCGAGCAUGUGCGUGUGCACACUGGUGAGCGGCCUUUCCACUGCGACCGCUGCAGCUACAGCUGCAAACGCAAGGACAAUCUCAACCUCCACAAGCGGCUCAAGCACGCACCGAGACAGACUUUCGGUUGUGCCCAGUGCCCGUUCACCACCACUCACCCGUUCGUCUACAGCCGCCACGUUAAAAAGCACCAAGGCGGGGAGGGGAGCGCCGAGGAAGGUGAGGCUCGGCCAGGUACGCCACACCCGGGCCUUUUGGAGCGAGGAGGGAGGAGUAGCAGUGGGAGUGGGGACAGUGGGACCACAAGUCCGCUCAUGAACCUGUCCGCCUCUCAAGCCUUGCAGUCCGUCGCCCUGUCGAUCACCAGCAAGUGGCAAGACGGCACCCCAAACACGAGCUACCUCUCGGCCAAUGGCACGUUCUCCACACUGGCGGCUCGCUACUUGGAACAGUACAGGAACUGUGACCUGGCUCACCUCAUCCCCCUCACCACGCUCUUUACGGCCCGCCGCUUCACAUUCCACAGCCCCUCGCCCUCAAACUCCUCGCUGCCCUUCUCGGCAUUUUGGUUCAACUCGUCCUCUCAGUCGCCGCCCUCUCCCACGUCACUCAAACACUCCUUCCUAGCAUACCUGGGAUUGACAGAGAGAGCUAAGACCAUUUGACCAUCCUCGUCCCAUCUUCUUCUCCUCCCUGUACCAUCAAAGCCACUAACUGUUCCACAGGCAGGCUAAAACGCUGCCCUAAAAAGUAGUACUGAUAGUAAUACUUCCAUUUAUCAGAGGAAAAGCUAUUCACGCUCAAGGCAUUUCGAUUUCUGUUCUAUCGCAAUCCUAUAGUUGCUCUUUUUUAAGAGGUCUUACAACAGUUGUUUUCCUCUACAAAUUGUUAAUGACCUGGAAUCCAAUAACAGUUCUUUCUCUAUUACGAGUUUUGUAUUCGUUUUGAUGGGCGAAAGGAAACAAAGAACAUAGCUCGCAAGCGCUCGCAAGCGCUUUUUUUGUACAUUUUGUCAGGAAUCCGAAAGCAUGUUCGCUAUGUGUUGCAAUUGUUUUUUGAAGUCAUUUAGGGGCUCAGUAUCUACAGUGUAUGGCACGACAAAAACCAAUGAAACGGAUUGCUAUCUUUCGAGUCUUGUUUCCAAAGCAAAGCCUCAGACCACGCACUUGUUAAUUUAUCGAGCUGUACAUAGUUUUGUAGUCUUUCUUUUCUCUCCCCCCCCCCCCCCCCCCCACGCCUGUUGGCGGUAACUGGUUUUGCUGAAUGGUGAGACCAUCUGCAAAUUUUGAUCUUGUCUCAGCAACAAACAUAAGGCCCUUUACGACACCUGCAAGGCGCAGCUGAUGGCAUUACUUAAUACAAGCCAUUUAGAGCACGCUAAUGGCAAAAG
Carassius carassius (crucian carp) is the source of this 5326-nucleotide messenger RNA. RefSeq names its product zinc finger protein 827 (gene znf827). NCBI's taxonomy places the organism in Eukaryota, Metazoa, Chordata, Actinopteri, Cypriniformes, Cyprinidae. Gene Ontology annotation, molecular function: RNA polymerase II cis-regulatory region sequence-specific DNA binding; DNA-binding transcription factor activity, RNA polymerase II-specific. The record is from RefSeq and is a predicted model, not a curated record. The transcript is spliced from 13 exons. Bases 324 to 4601 code for a protein of 1425 amino acids. Gene Ontology annotation, biological process: regulation of DNA-templated transcription. Gene Ontology annotation, cellular component: nucleus.